AUGGCACCUCAUCACGAGCCCUUCAAAGGCCUUGCGCCUAUCAAGUGGGAAUCUGUCGCCGAGGAGGAUCCAAAAGAGUUCAUGACCGACGUAUUUGCCAACGCUCAAACAGUCAUUGAUUCUAUCCCCGUCCCCGCCGCGGUCAAGCAGGCCACUGCUUCCCACGGCCGGUCCCGCUCCCACACCGAUCCCCCGAUACCUGUCGCCGACAUCAACCGUUCGCUCUCCCAACGACAAACCGGUGCUGCGCUCAAGUUGUCGCAGGAUCUUUCCAAAGAGUGGAAAGAGGUCAAGGUCAAUGCCAAGGACAACCCGCUAGCAAUCAACGUAUAUAAACUCGCCGCCAAGGACGGCAAGGGUAGCUGGUUCGCCCGGCGCAGCGUUCACGAUGGUUUGACUUUUGAGAAGUGGAAGCUGGGCCUCGAGAGAGAGUUUGCCGAGUCCAUGAAGGUGCAGAGCGGGCCUGGCGCCGGCGCCAUCCGCGGCAUUGGAGCAGAGAAGCGGGCGGCACAUGAGGUUGUGGAAGGCUCUGGAAAAAUGGAAGUAUUCCAGUUAUCGGCGCAAUUCCCAGGCCCGACGGCUCCGAGAGACUUUGUGACUUUACUGCUGAGUUCCGACUUUUCCGGCGGCGCCCCGCAAGAAGGUGCGAAGCGGCCGCUCCGGACCUACAUGAUUGUGUCGAAACCAUGCAUUCAUCCCGAGUGCCCCGAGCGUCCAGGCUAUAUUCGAGGUCAAUACGAGUCGGUCGAAAUCAUUCGCGAGAUCCCGUCCGAUAAGCCGGCUGCGAUCACGCGAGCACGAUCCUCCAUUGAUCUCAGCCAGGAAGGCGCCAAAGAAAGACAGGCUGUGGCUGAGUCUAUGGGCAAGGAGGCUGUUCUACGGGCAGCGAAGAAGGCGGCAGAUCCAGACUGCCGUCAUCGAGGUGCAUCUGUCGACAGUGCACCUGCCAGAGACGACGCUGGGCACACCGGCGAAGGCAUCGAGGAGGAGGCGACGACGUCCGUUGAGUGGCUCAUGGUGACUCGUAGUGAUCCCGGCGGCAAUGUGCCCCGAUUCUUGAUUGAUCGGGGUACACCAGCAGGCAUCAUUGGAGACGCCGGCAAGUUUCUCAAGUGGAUGACUGCGAAAUCCGCCGAUGACUUCUCAACUUCAGAUCAAGAACAGGAAGAGACGAAAGAAGGCGCUAAGCAGGCCGAGAGCGAAAAGGUCGCUUCUCCCAUGGAGGUGGCCAAGCAACCAACAUCGAACUUGCUACCUGAAGAGUCGGCACAGGUGCAGGAUAAUUCCGUCCCGAGUAGUAACGGCCUAUACGGUAUCAUAUCCGGUGCCUUCGGAAUGGCCAGCUCCGUCGUGGCUAGUCGCCUACCGGAGGGCUACGCUUUACCCGGAAUAUUCACAGCACCAAGCACCAACGGGUCGAUAGCGGAGGAAGAAGAGGAUGAGUCGAUUGAAAGCGACACAUCGUCCAUCCGAAGCUUCGCUUCAGCGGUUGAAAAGACGGACGAGGGCGAGCCCGUCACACCACCAGAGGUUACGCAGCCCGACAGCAUGUCGCUUCACUCGUCCGGAUCCGGCGGCGGCGCGUCUCUCCAAGGGUCCAAGACAUCAUCGCAUCACGAGAGAGAGCUCAAGAAACUCCAGGAGCGGCGCCAAAAGAUGCAAGAUAAGAUCAACAAGAUGCAUGAGCGCAUGUCUAGCAAGCGUGACCAAGACUCCCAAAAGGAGGCUGCCAAUCUGGCGAAGCUCCGCGAGAAGCACGAAAAGGAGAUGGCCAAGCAGGAGGACAAGUACAAGCGCGACAUGCAGCGCCUCGAGCAGCGCCGCGAGCAGGAGCAGCGCAAGGCGGAGGAGAAGCGACGGAAGCAGGCGGAAAAGGAGGAGAAGGGAAACUUGGCCUUGGAGCUCGAGCGUGUCAAGGCGGAGCGGGAUGUGGCGCUCAAGGAGAUUGACGUUCUCAAGGAGCAGGUGGGUCAGCUGCAGAGCCAGAAUACCAUGCUGGUUGUUAAGAUGGGCAAGAUGGGUGGGAUGGGCGGUAUGAAGAGACAGGACUCGUCGUUGAGUGUGCCGGGGGAAAAGGUGGUUCAGACCGUGUCCAAUUAA
Messenger RNA from Colletotrichum fioriniae, 2100 nucleotides. RefSeq lists its product as uncharacterized. Lineage: Eukaryota; Fungi; Ascomycota; Sordariomycetes; Glomerellales; Glomerellaceae. The record is from RefSeq and is a predicted model, not a curated record.